AUGAAGUUCUCAGCACUCCUCAUCUUCACAGUCACUUAUACUACCUACGCUCUCGUACCCCCCACUGGAACCAACACAGAUGAUGUGCUAGUCAAACGCCAAUAUGACCCUGUGUGCACCUGCACCUCAGGCUCGACUACAUAUACUAUCGCGCCACCCACCUCCUCGAGCACCGCCCUCACUUCAAGCACUCCCCUCACUUCAAGCACUCCGACUACAGGGACCCCACCCGUGACUACUCCCACCACCUCUCCUCCCCAGAACGACUGCACCGCUAUUCCCAAGGCUACGUUCCUCCUACGCGCCUACAACAAGAAUGUGAAGGAUCUCUACUACACUGCCAACGCCACACAGAUGGCCAGUGCUGUCGCCAACAACGGCUAUGUGGAGGGCCCACACAUGGGGAGGGUGUACACUACACAGGAGGCAGGGACGGUCCCGCUCUACCGCCUGUACAACGCCUCCGCGAAGGAUCACUUUUACACGACGUCCACCGCGCAGAGAGACAACGCCGUGGCAGCGCACGGAUAUACGAGCCAAGGGAUUGCAGCGUAUAUCUACACGACGCAGAUCUGCGGGAGCAUCCCGCUGUAUAGGCUGUAUAGCGCGGAGGACAUCGACCACUUUUACACGAUACACCAGGGCGAGGUCGACAAUGAUGUACCAGGUCGCGGUUACGCUGACCAGGGCAUCGCCGGUUACGUUCUCCCCCUUCAGUGA
Pleurotus ostreatus (oyster mushroom) is the source of this 720-nucleotide messenger RNA. RefSeq lists its product as uncharacterized. NCBI's taxonomy places the organism in Eukaryota, Fungi, Basidiomycota, Agaricomycetes, Agaricales, Pleurotaceae. The transcript is spliced from 2 exons. The coding region runs from base 1 to 720 and encodes 239 amino acids. The record is from RefSeq and is a predicted model, not a curated record.